Messenger RNA from Hippocampus zosterae (dwarf seahorse), 6236 nucleotides. Its product is annotated as synaptotagmin-2-like. NCBI's taxonomy places the organism in Eukaryota, Metazoa, Chordata, Actinopteri, Syngnathiformes, Syngnathidae. Gene Ontology annotation, cellular component: dense core granule; axon; synaptic vesicle membrane. Gene Ontology annotation, molecular function: syntaxin binding; clathrin binding; calcium ion binding. The record is from RefSeq and is a predicted model, not a curated record. The transcript has 10 exons. Gene Ontology annotation, biological process: calcium ion-regulated exocytosis of neurotransmitter; synaptic vesicle endocytosis; regulation of dopamine secretion. Bases 344 to 1633 code for a protein of 429 amino acids.
UGUAUCCUUCCCCUGAGCAGAUCUUUAUCAAUUAGGGUACUCCGGUCUCGGGGUACACUCUGUGUAUGCGCGUGUGUAGUUAACGGCAGGGCGUAGUUAGCAAAGGUGUGUCUAUUAAGCUGUGUUAAAGACUCAUUAUGUCAAAGUGGACAUAAGAGAAAGUAGGCGGACAUUGAUUUUUUUUCCUCUCUAUCUCAAAGUGUCUUGCUGUCUGCGGAGAAGAGCUGAGUGUCCGGCGGAAAGCAAGCAACAUUAAAAGGAUAUCAGACUGGCAGCUUUUUCCACUGUGACCUCCAGCUACUCCUUCAAGAUUCAACAUUUGGCUGGACUGUGUGCAGCCUAAAUGACUAAGUGGAACUUGUUCAAGCACCAGACAACGCCCAUGGUCGCUGCCAAGCCAACAGGGGCCAGUGCCUUGACUGUGACUCCCGCCCCUGUCGCACUCGUCUCUGCAGACAACUCCACCGAGCCAGUCAGCAAGAACGAUGCCUUUGACGAGAUCAAAAACAAGUUUCUGAAUGAAAUCGAUAAGAUCCCACUGCCAUCCUGGGCCAUCAUUGCCAUUGCUGUGGUCGCCGCUUUACUUAUUCUAACGUGCUGCUUCUGCAUCGUCAAAAAAUGUUGUUGCAAGAAGAAGAAGAACAAGAAGGGCAAGAAGGGAAAGGGUGACAUGGGGAUGAAGAACCUCAAAGGCGGAGAGGACGAUGACGACGAGGAAGACGAUGUUGAACCUGGACUGACUGGAGAUGAGAAAGAAGAGGAGGUGAAGGAGAAGGAGAAGCUUGGCAAGCUGCAGUACUCCAUUGAUUAUGACUUCCAGGAGAACAAGCUGACAGUGGGAAUCUUGCAAGCUGCUGAUCUCCUCUCCAUGGACAGCGGUGGAACCUCUGACCCCUAUGUCAAAGUCUUUGUCCUACCUGACAAGAAAAAGAAGUUUGACACAAAGGUUCACAAGAAAACCCUCAACCCAGUCUUCAAUGAGACUUUUAUCUUUAAGAUUCCAUUCCAAGAGAUGGGAGGAAAAACUCUGGUCAUGUCUGUCUAUGACUUUGAUCGCUUCUCAAAACAUGAUGUCAUUGGCGAGAUUAAAAUACCCAUGAACACCCUUGACUUGGCAAAGCCAAUCGAGGAGUGGCGAGAUUUAGACAGCGCGGACCAAGAAGAGCCGGAGAAGCUGGGUGACAUUUGCAUCUCUCUUCGUUAUGUACCCACUGCUGGUAAGCUCACAAUCUGCAUUCUGGAGGCCAAGAACCUGAAGAAAAUGGACGUGGGGGGUCUUUCAGAUCCCUAUGUGAAGAUUAACCUGCUACAGAAUGGGAAGAGGCUGAAGAAGAAGAAGACGACAGUUAAGAAGAAUACAUUGAAUCCUUACUACAACGAGUCGUUCAGCUUUGAGAUUCCUCUCGAACAAAUGCAGAAAAUUCAAGCUGUGAUCACAGUGCUGGAUUAUGACAAAAUUGGUAAAAACGAUGCCAUCGGGAAGAUCUGGGUAGGGAGCAAGUCGACUGGGGCCGGGCUGAAACACUGGUCCGACAUGUUGGCCAACCCCCGACGCCCCAUUGCCCAGUGGCAUCCACUGCAGCCAGAGGAGGAGGUGGAUGGCGCACUGGCUGCCCUGGCUGCCAAGAAGUAAACUCCCAACCUACUCCCCACGGUGCCCUGGAAUGACCCACAUGUUUCCGAUCAGGUCCACAUGAUCCCACGUGUCAAUGUAUAUUAUGAUCCCCCCCACCCUCCCAAUUCCCUGCCUCUCCUCUCUACCAUCUUUCAAAAGAUCCAUAGAUACAGUACAUGAUGCAAAAUAGAGCUUAAAAAAAAACCAUCAGGUUAUAUGAAAUCAUGCCAUUGAAAAAAAAAGACGACAAGUUAGAGGAUGGACAGAUGCUCUGUUGAUUUUCUUUAGAUCUAUUUUUGUAUUGGGAUUGUGGUUCUGUUACUGAAAGUACAGCAUCAACUACGAUGAACAGUUAGAGCGCUAAAUGGGAAUCUAGCAAGCAGGGGGAUUAAACACCCAUUCGUCAUCUAUAUCAUACCUUUCCCUUUAGCGACACAGUCUGCUUAUGAUAGUGCUUAAUAAUAAAAAUGCUUUAUACUGCCAUAUGAUAGAGGAAUAACACAAGCAGGUCCAUUCCUUGGGUGUAUUGUGCACCACGCUCCACACCUGCCACUUAUCUUACUCGGCCAUUCUUUUCGGUUAACGUACAUUCCUAGAGUUGGGUAGCAAGUAGUGUUAGGCACAUAUCCAGUUACCCACGGACACACUGCCUUUUCGAUUAGUUCACCUUCCACCCAUCAUCUCAGGAAUACUGAGAGGAGACGCCACGCCUUUUUUUCUACACGGGUUGUUAUGAUCAAAGCACGGUGAGAGAGAAACCACUUGAUCGUAUUUCAUGAAGGCGGGUUCUCCAUGCGGAUGGGUAGAUGGAUCUUCGGUUUCAAAGAUGAGGGCAAAUGUGUGUGUUUUAUGUGUCUUUGACUGUGAUUGCAAAAUAUCAUUUCAAGGGACUAUCAGAGUGGCAACAAGGACCAAGACUCGACUGCUCCCACCAACGACAUGACAUUGACAUGGUGUCGGUUGUCGCUGCCUGCCGUCCACCAUCUCCCGUCCCAACGGCACCGUAUCUCACUCAUUCAGUGCUACUGCCAUAAGUCAUGGACUCCACAUAAGGGUUUCACCGCUGUACUGUCCUACAGUCAUAAAGGAGACAAGCCUUCCAAGUAUCAAAAUAAGCAAUUUUCAACUACCAGGGACGCCUUCCGCUUAGUGUUGUUGUUCGCUUCGUUUUGAUUUAUGCCAUUAUUUUAUUUAAAACACCUUAAUUCCUCAAGCACUUUAACUCCAAAUGUUUCAUCUAAACAUUGUUCAAAGCCAGAGCUUUAAUGGUUACUUUUAGGAAGAAUUAUUCACGGGAUAAUCUGUGGAGGUGAUUGUGUGUACUUUAUGCCGCAGAUUUGCGUGUCUUUCAAUUGUUUGGGUGUAACUUGUCUUGAAUUGCAAAGAUAAUGGCUGGUGCACGGCACUGAUUGGUGUGUGUUUCAUGCACAGUGUACCGAGCGGCUGAAUUUUAUUGCACUAAAUUCUGUUCGGUAGCACGCUGUUCUUUGGUCUGAUUUAUUUACUUUUUUUCUGAGGGGAUGGAAUGUUUUAGUUAAAUUGAUUUCUGGUACUGUCUUCGGUUCACUGUAUUUUAAAUAGCUCAAGUUUCUGAAUUGCAAAGACUUCAUUUCAUGAGCACAAUUGGACAACUAUAACUGCACCAGUACUCACAGCAAAAACUACCAGUUGACUAUGCUUCGUCAAUAUGGAUCAAAUGCGUUUUGGAAGCGAUAAUCAUUUUUUCUUUAUUGCCACCAAUUAUUAAGAAUUCUUCAUCAAUUUUGUGUUGACAACACUAAAGAAAAGGCGACAUGGAAGCAAUCAAGCAACCCGUUGGUGUAAUUUUGCCUAUACUGUACACAUAGUUCAUCCAUGUUGAAACUGCAUGUUUAUACAAAAUACUGUACAUAAGAGCAUGUUUUAGAGACGGAGCAAAAAUAUCUCGUGUACUUAAAUGGGUGUCAUUUGUCAUUUUAUUAACACAUCAAAAGUGGUUUAAAAAAAAGAUGCACUGUAUAUUUUCUAAAUGAAACAAAUGAAUAUUUAUUUUCCAUGAGGGUCAUCGGAGGGAAUGCUAUCCAGAUGUUAGCGUAAUACUACUAAUUACUAGGAUCCUUUCCACGCCUGAAAUUCUUAAGCAAGUGUGUCGUCCAGUACUGUGCGUGAGUUCAUGUAGGAUGAAAAUAUAGCCGCAUGCUUGCUAUCUAAUCCCUUGUGGUCCGAGUACUAUAAUUUUCUUCUUUUUUUUUUUAACAUGCUUACCAUACAUCUUGGUUCAGGUUUUAUAUGAAAGCUACUUUGGCUUUACUUUCAAUCUUGUUUUGCAUUAGUUUAGUUUUUUUUUUUUUUUGGUUUUUAAUGUAUGGAACAAGGGUAUCCAAGUCUCCAAGCCUACAGUUUCCAAAAAUAUCCUGACUAUUACAAUAAAGAGCAAAAAUAAUAGCUGUAUUAUAAUCUUUGUGCCAAUGGUGAUCCUAAAUAAAGUACAGUAAUGUCUGGAUUAUUUCUUCCAGCGGGGCCAAAAUAAUGAACAAGCCUAUUCCACUGAUCACAAACGACUUGGAGUUUCCUGUCCCCCACCCCCCGACCCACUUUUCCUUGCUUUUCAUUUAUUCUUUGUAUUCAAAUGACCUUCUCGGCUAUGUGUCUUCAACUGUGUUUAUUAUACAAUAUAUGUAGAGAAGUUGAAUGAUAAAACUAAAGCCAUAAAACUCAAGCACUAACUCUUUAGAGCUCAGCUGCAGAGUUGGUCCUGACAUUCGGUUUGGAGCUCUUUGUUCAUUAAGAGGGCAAUAUGUAAGACAAAUGUGUGCAUCCACAACACUUUUUUAGGGCAGAUGUAUGUUUUAUUUAUUCAUUGACAGUAGCCUAUCUUUUAACAAUGGUAGGGUGAGUGUAUUAUUUAUCACCGUCAUGUCACACCAUUCUUUAUAACCCUUCCAAAAUGAUGUACUGAGGGCAUUAAGUGUAAUGUCUCAACUCAACUGGGGUUGCCUGCUUUUUAGCUUAGCAUAGUUUUGAUGAAAAUGACUAACAAAAUGGUUUCAAACCCAUUUUUACAAAACCAAGAACAACUUGUUACAGCAAACAUUUUAAUGCUGGCUUGCUUGAUUAUAAAAAUGUAAACUCAACAGCUAGCAAUGCUUUUUCUAGCUGGAUGCACUUAGCUAAUUGAGCUUAAUUUUUACAAAACAAUAAUAAUAAUAAUAAUAAUAAUAAUAAUAAUAAUAAUAGUGUUGUCAUAUUUACUAGCUAGAGAGGUUCAAGUUGCUGAUCAUAGCUUUAAAGACCAUGCUGUAAAAUACUCUCACCAGAACCAUAGUCAUGGCUCCAUUGUUUGGAGCAAGGCUAAGCUAAUAAUACAGUACAGGUAGUAGGAAGGGUUACCUCCGCCCCAGCUUUAGCUAAUGCUGCUAUCGUAGACAGAAAUACAACCCUUUGCAGGAGGUUAGCUUCGUGUAAAAACUGUUAAUGUUUUCAAAAUUACAAACACUAGCAAAAGGAAUUUUGCUUAACUUGGCCAAGUAUUAGCUUUUACUGCUCCGCUGAUGAUCUGAGUAGAAAAUAUUUCAGUGUUUUGGAAAGGCGGCCAGUUCCUUGCUGCGACCAACUGCAUUUGUUGCCAGAUUUCGCAGGGCCAGACUUGUUUACACAGUAACAUGUGAGACGACAAAGCAAAAGUAACUGCAGAAACAAGCACAUUGAUGAGAUUUUCAGUCUCUGCUAUUGUCACAAUCGACGAAGCUCGGUUGCGGUACAGAAAGGAUUGUGUAUUUGUUUGGAACUGAAGUAACAACCCUCCGCAGCAGCCAUGGUGCAACACUCGCAUCAUUCUUUCACAUUCAUUCCUAAAUGUGCAUUUGUAUUCAAAUGUUGCUCACUAUCUUUGUUUGUAACACGCAACGUGCGCAGCUGUUUUAGAUAUUUUAAUUCUGGGAUUUAAAAAGGGAAAACGUUCAUCAAUUUCAAACACACACAUUCAACUGUCAUCACUCGCUUUUUUUCAUUCGUGCUAUUAUUGAGCAAAAUGUGCAAUCACUUAUGUUCCUUCUAUGACGUAUUCUUCAGAUGCAGAAUGUGUGCAUUUGUCUACCUGAAUGUUACCUUUAUAUUUGUGUCCUUGUCCUGUUCCUGUGUAAAUCAUCAAUCAUUCUUCUCAAGAAGUGAGCGCCUGGAGUUCUUCCCCAAAUUCUGCUUUUACUGUGCGUAAAGAAUGCCGGCCUCCAUGUUUACAACAUGGACAUCGUGAAUACUGCCAAAUUCCUGUACCUGACCCCUUUUUGAACGCUUGCAUCUCUCAUUCAAGAUGUUUUCCUUUUUCUUUCUCUUUGUCAUUCUCUUCGAAAGCAAUGGAUCGGAGGACUGUCAGGUUGUGUCCUCUAGCUGUGUUCCUUCGUGUCUUGUGUCGUGGUGCGCGUGUUCAUGUCAGUACUUGUGCCUACUGUGGAUCGCAUGCUUUAGCCCUUGACUGGACACAAACAUUGCUCACAAACUCCUCUUGACCCUUAUGUGGACAAAUGUCGGGGAUCCUUAUAACAUUAUCAAGGGAGCCAAAUAACUUAUUACAAGUUUAUCAUAUGUGUUACCAGUUCUGUAAAAAACAAAAAUAAAAUAGGAAAUAAAGAACUUUUAAGUACAA